GUCCUUCUUGUCGCGUGCGAUCACUCUUCAAUAUCUGCAACCUCACCUCAGGCUGCCUAGUGCUUGUGCGUUCAAUUGGCGCGGUCCUUGACUGCCAGGCAUACACUGUCUCUUCGGGCGCUCAGCCCUGACUCCACGGCCUACAUCGUUUCAGCACCGCAUGUCCUCCUCUCCAUGCAAUAUUCCGCUCGAGCUAGUGGACGACAUAUGCGGACAACUUGCACCACAAACGGAUCACCAACAUCUCUACGUCAAUGACGAACGGAAUCGCCCUGCGAGGACUGCUCUGGCAAGGUGUGCACGGGUGUGUCGUGCGUUCCACACGUCGGCUGUGAGGGUUCUUUGGAGACGGCUGGAGCUGAGCACCAUUUGCGAAGCUGUCUUACGAGACUUCAGUUCCGGCUUCGUCAAGUGGCCUACGAAUGAAGAGGAAUUCAUGGGAGGACAUGAAUCAGACGACGAGGCUAACGAGGAUAUGGCAGUAGGCAUUGAUUCAUAUACCUACCGAUAUAACUACAAAUACGUCUCAGGCCCCAUUUCUGUGGAGGAAUGGGCACGAUUCAAGCACUAUGCGCCUUUCGUACGCGUCCUCCGCUACGGAAUAGGGGAUACCAUAGAACCAUCCAUUUUCCUUUUCCUUCAGCAGCAUGCCCAUGGCCAGCCGCUCUUUCCAAAUCUGCGCGAACUUAUAUGGGAGCAUGCCACGCCCGAAAUCAUAUCGGUGACUUCCCCCUCGAUUCGUGUCCUGCGCCUUCCCGAAGACUUGAAUAUGAGGGAGAACGGUCAUCAGACGUACGAAUACGGGUACCGCAUGCGGCGACAUGCUUUCAAGCAAAUGCUUCCUGCCGUGCUACAGGCGCUCCCCAACCUCGAAGAGCUCGAGCUCCGAAAAUUGGCACACGAAGCAUUCUGGUUUCCCUUCUGGCAGUCGGUGCCUAGCGGUCGUUUCGUCAGCCAGACAAUCCGGACCCUCUGCAUCUCUGAAUCCCGCCGAGCCCUCACCCGGGCCGCCCUAGCUGCAAUCUCGACCAUCCCUGGGCUCACUACGCUCGAGAUCGAUAUGGACGAACGCGGCGGCAUGCAUGACCCUCAAGAGGACAACAACGACGGCGGGGUGGCGGUGCUUGCCGAUGCAAUAAUUGCGCCCGGACUGGAGGACGUGGAAAUAUGGUUCAAGUCUCAAUGGUCUACGGAGGAGGGGGGUCCCGAUGUAGUGGCAGUCGCGCUCCACGCGAUCUUCGACGCGCUGCGUCGCAGGAAUGCUGGGUCUCUACGGAGGCUUUGUCUGAUUGACCUAAUCUGCUCUCAAUCUCUGUUUGCCGGUGGGACAACAGCUGCUACGCCUUUCCACGCGGUGGCUUCUCCACUGCUCGCACUCCAACGUCUCCAGGACGUCGUGAUCCAGGAGGAGUCCCCCAACGAUAUCGAUGUCCCCGGCUUGGUGGCAGCAUGGCCCACGGUACGAUCGCUCGACUUGCCAAACCUAUUCCUUACCCUCAACUCGCUGCGCGACAUCGCGCGUACAUGUCGUCAGCUCGAAUGUCUAACAGUGUGGUCUCUGGGAGACGAGUAUGGCCUUCAAGUUAACCAACUCUCCCAGGCCACUCAACAGCGCAAAUCAAGUUCUUCCGACACGGACAGUGCCCCGGGUUCGGAGGCGACAGGGUGCGCGCUUCGAGAGCUGCACGUCGACGAACCACUCUUCAUCGAGCACCGGUCUGACAUCAAUAUCGUCGCUCGCUUUCUGGACUCGCUUUUCCCUCAACUUGACGUUGGGCGCUCUUCGCGGUUCGUCGUCUUCAACGGGGAAGACCCGAAGGAUGACGCUGCGAUCAUGGAGCAAGUGACGAGGCUGCAACUGGCGCGGAAACAGCAUGUGUAA
Messenger RNA from Fomitopsis serialis, 1882 nucleotides. RefSeq lists its product as uncharacterized. Lineage: Eukaryota; Fungi; Basidiomycota; Agaricomycetes; Polyporales; Fomitopsidaceae. The transcript has 3 exons. Gene Ontology annotation, molecular function: protein binding. The record is from RefSeq and is a predicted model, not a curated record. The coding region runs from base 161 to 1882 and encodes 573 amino acids.